ACAAUUCACAUAAAUUUUUUAAUUUAAAAUUUAUUUUUUGUUGUCUUCCUUAACCCCUUUUUUGGCAGAUUCUCAAACAUAUAAAAGCAAAGAUAUUUGUAUUUCCACUUUUCUUCCUUUUCAGAAUAUAUAACCCAUCUUCUCCAAUCUUCAUUCUGCACCCAUCUUUUCUAUCUCUCAUUGCUCAUGGAGGCUGUUCUUCAGUCAAAAGGGUUUCUUUCUCUUCCUUCCAAUCCCAAAAACAAGUUCUUAAACCCAUCAAAUGGCUUAAAGCAUAGAUUUUUCUCACCAAACCCAAAAAUCCUUGGUGGGUUUUCUCUAAAUACAAAUGGGUUGCAUAAACUCAAUAGUUCAACCUUAAAAGCUUCAAUUUUUGAUAAAAAAGACAAAAAAAAUUUCAUAUGUAAAGCUGAAUCAGCUGCUGUUGAUGGUGGUGGUGGUGAUGGGGAAGUGGUUUUUGAGGAAUCAGAAACUGGGAAACAAAAAAUUUUGGGUGUUGAAGUUACAACACUCAAGAAAAUUAUACCUCUUGGAAUGAUGUUUUUUUGUAUCUUGUUCAAUUACACUAUUCUAAGAGACACAAAAGAUGUUCUUGUUGUGACUGCUAGAGGAAGUAGUGCUGAGAUUAUUCCUUUUUUGAAAACUUGGGUGAAUCUUCCUAUGGCUAUUGGUUUUAUGUUGUUGUAUACUAAAUUGUCUAAUGUUUUGUCAAAACAAGCACUUUUUUAUUCAGUUAUUGUUCCUUUUAUUGCUUUCUUUGGUGCUUUUGGGUUUGUUUUGUAUCCUCUUAGUAACUAUAUUCACCCUCAAGCAUUUGCUGAUAAUCUUCUUAAUAUCCUUGGACCGCGGUUUCUUGGUCCUCUUGCAAUUAUGAGAAUUUGGAGUUUCUGUUUGUUCUAUGUUAUGGCUGAAUUGUGGGGGAGUGUGGUUGUUUCUGUCCUGUUUUGGGGACUUGCCAAUCAGAUAACUACGGUGGAUGAAGCAAAGCGGUUCUAUCCAUUGUUUGGACUUGGGGCCAAUGUUGCUCUUAUAUUUUCUGGUCGGACAGUGAAAUACUUUUCUAAUCUGAGGAAAACUUUAGGUCCUGGAGUUGAUGGUUGGGCCAUCUCUCUAAAAGCAAUGAUGAGCAUUGUUGUCGGUAUGGGGCUUGUUAUCUGUUUUCUGUAUUGGUGGGUGAACAAUUAUGCUCCUCUCCCCGCUCGUAGCAAGAAGAAAAAGGAGAAGCCGAAAAUGGGAACAAUGGAGAGCUUGAAGUUCUUGAUGUCUUCAAGAUAUAUAAGGGAUCUUGCCACUCUAGUGGUUGCAUAUGGAAUAAGCAUUAAUCUUGUUGAAGUUACAUGGAAAUCUAAGCUCAAAGCUCAGUUUCCUAGUCCGAAUGAGUACUCGUCCUUUAUGGGAGACUUCUCAACUGCAACUGGAAUUGCUACCUUCACGAUGAUGCUUGUAAGCCAAUUUAUAUUCGACAAAUAUGGAUGGGGAGUUGCUGCGAAGAUCACACCUUCUGUUCUCCUUUUGACUGGAGUUGGUUUCUUUUCUCUCAUAUUAUUCGGCGAUCCACUCGCACCCGUUAUCGGAAAGCUUGGAUUAACUCCACUGCUAGCUGCUGUAUAUGUCGGUGCCCUGCAAAACAUAUUCAGCAAGAGUGCUAAGUACAGUUUAUUUGAUCCAUGCAAAGAAAUGGCCUAUAUACCCUUAGACGAGGAUACCAAGGUCAAGGGGAAGGCAGCCAUUGAUGUAGUAUGCAAUCCAUUGGGAAAAUCUGGCGGUGCUUUAAUUCAGCAGUUCAUGAUCCUAACUUUUGGUUCACUAGCUAAUUCAACUCCAUACUUGGGAGGUGUGCUUCUGGUGAUUGUUCUUGCAUGGUUAGCAGCAGCCAAGUCACUCGACACUCAGUUUACCGCACUGCGUCGCGAAGAAGAACUCGAGAAAGAGAUGGAAAGAGCAGGUGCUGCUAAGAUACCAUUAGUGGAGGCUGAGAAUGAGGAAGGAAAUGGACAUUUAAAUACAGAAGCAGGUGACUUUUCAAUUAGUCCAUUUGAAUCUUCAGAUUCAUACAAUGAUUAAUUUUAGUUUGCAAUUCUAUAAAUAGGAUUGCUAGAUAGAAAGAAUAAGCAUUAGUCAUGAAAAAAGUGUUAGCUUAAAGUUAAACUAUUUGUUGUAGGUAAAUUAUCUGGCUAUAGAAUAAGUUUGCUUUUCACUUUUUUCAAUCAAUUUUUUUUUUAAGUCUUCAACUCUCCAUAUAUAAAUGAGUUUAUUCUCAUUUCAUUAAUUAAAAUAAUAAAAAUGAAAGAAUGUGUAUUGAUAUUGUUAAA
This is a messenger RNA of Trifolium pratense (red clover), 2312 nucleotides long. Its product is annotated as ADP,ATP carrier protein 1, chloroplastic-like. NCBI's taxonomy places the organism in Eukaryota, Viridiplantae, Streptophyta, Magnoliopsida, Fabales, Fabaceae. Gene Ontology annotation, biological process: nucleotide transport. Gene Ontology annotation, molecular function: ATP:ADP antiporter activity. The transcript has 4 exons. The coding region runs from base 187 to 2064 and encodes 625 amino acids. Gene Ontology annotation, cellular component: membrane. The record is from RefSeq and is a predicted model, not a curated record.